UCAUCUUCAUUCCUCCGUUCUCUUUUCCAUCCAUCCAUCAAACAAACCUGCAGACAUCGUCCUCAAAGAAAUACUAUGCAUGAUCCUAUUCCCGUCCCACAAGCCCUUGUAAGGCUUGCGACGCCGCUGGCAAAAAAACUCUCCCUAUCUACCCUGCCCUUCCAUGUGCACGAGGUUCUUCUCGGUUUCAUAGGCUAUCAUCUCAUCCUCAGCAUCCUCUCGCCCACACUAUCGCGCUUGAUAUGCCCAAAGGUGUAUAAUGGCUUCAACCGGCGCACGCGACUAAACUGGGACAUCCACUGGGUGUCCAUGGUGCAAGCUCUGUUCAUCAACUCUGCCGCUCUCUAUGUCAUCUUCACGGACCCGCAACGGAACGAGAUGGAUUGGGCUGGCAGACUAUGGGGAUAUACCCCAGCGAGCGGCAUGGUUCAGGGCUUCGCUGCAGGUUACUUUCUCUGGGAUCUCCAGGUGUCGAUUCAGUAUAUUUCCAUAUCUGGAUAUGGUGCUUUGUUGCAUGCGAUUGGCGCAUUGUCAAUAACAUGUAUAGGCUUUAGGCCCUUCGGGAAUUACUACGGCCUCUCCUUCGUCCUUUAUGAGCUUUCCACCCCGUUCUUGAACGUCCACUGGUUCUGCGACAAGCUUAACUUGACCGGCUCCAAAAUACAACUUUACAACGGCAUCGCUCUCCUCGUCACUUUCUUUGGAUGCCGCAUUGUAUGGGGCACAUAUCAAUCGGUAAUGAUAUAUUCAGAUAUAUAUACCGCCUUGUCGCGAUCCUCUCCUGGUCCCAAAAGCUCGCUGCUGGAGAAUAGCAAAUGCGAGGGGAACGCAAGUGGAUCUGGUAUUGGGGGAGUGAGCAGCUGCGAAAUUGGAGAAUUGCCUUUGUGGCUGGUCACCGUGUACUUGGUAGGCAAUUCGGUGCUAAGCUUGCUCAACUUUUACUGGUUCAGUCAAAUGGUCAAGGCCGUGCGGAAAAGGUUCGUCAAGCAACCUACAGGCGCGCCUACAAGUGGAUCGAAGAAGAGUCAGUAG
Periconia digitata is the source of this 1032-nucleotide messenger RNA. NCBI's taxonomy places the organism in Eukaryota, Fungi, Ascomycota, Dothideomycetes, Pleosporales, Periconiaceae. The record is from the annotation of a GenBank genome assembly.